This is a messenger RNA of Sphaeramia orbicularis (orbiculate cardinalfish), 1118 nucleotides long. RefSeq names its product actin related protein 2/3 complex, subunit 4 (gene arpc4). The transcript has 6 exons. The record is from RefSeq and is a predicted model, not a curated record. Gene Ontology annotation, molecular function: actin filament binding. Lineage: Eukaryota; Metazoa; Chordata; Actinopteri; Kurtiformes; Apogonidae. The coding region runs from base 70 to 576 and encodes 168 amino acids. Gene Ontology annotation, cellular component: Arp2/3 protein complex; actin cytoskeleton. Gene Ontology annotation, biological process: actin filament polymerization; Arp2/3 complex-mediated actin nucleation.
CAAUGUAGUGCGUGCCCUCCGACGAACGUAGCUACUUCCGCCUUUAGCCGCCUCUCAUCAUACAGAGAAAUGACGGCAACUUUGCGUCCAUACCUCAAUGCUGUGCGUGCCACUCUGCAGGCCGCUCUCUGCUUGGAGAACUUCUCCUCACAGGUGGUGGAGAGACACAAUAAGCCAGAGGUAGAAGUGCGGAGUAGUAAAGAGUUGCUCCUCCAGCCAGUGAUCAUCAGCCGUAAUGAAAAGGAGAAGGUUCUGAUCGAGGGAUCCAUCAACUCUGUCAGAGUCAGCAUUGCAGUCAAGCAGGCUGAUGAGAUCGAGAAGAUCCUGUGCCAUAAGUUCAUGCGUUUCAUGAUGAUGAGAGCAGAGAACUUCUUCAUUCUCAGGAGGAAACCAGUUGAGGGCUACGACAUCAGUUUUCUCAUCACCAACUUCCACACAGAGCAGAUGUACAAACAUAAACUGGUGGAUUUUGUCAUUCAUUUCAUGGAGGAAAUCGAUAAGGAGAUCAGUGAAAUGAAGCUGUCGGUUAAUGCUAGAGCCCGUAUUGUCGCAGAGGAGUUCCUCAAAAACUUCUGAGAGAAAAUACCAGGAAAUACAUUCCUUUUGCAUCACUGGCAUCUGUGGACUGUUCACAUCACAGGCCAGAGUGGAGAUGACAUCUGAUCAGCCGCGACGGGAUGAGAAACAUAGGAUGUACAGUAAAGAUGUAAUGGCCAAUGAGGUUUUGCCCUUUAUCUGGAAAAAGCCCCUGUGCUCUAGAUAUUGAUGUUUGUACAUAAUGAAUAUUCACACCAGACAUUAAUUUCUGCCUUAAAACAUAUCAGGGCAGGUCCUUAAAAAUAUAUUUUCAAUACUAUUGAGCACAGGGUUCUGUGUUGUUUUUUUCUCAAAUAAUUUAAAGUUUUUUUGUUUUGUUUUUUAAAAAUAUAUAUAUAAAUAUAUAUAUUAUAUGCACUUAAAUUUCAUUUUGCAGUGUUUUGUUACAUCAGACCUUAAACCAUAAGGGCAAUCAAAUGAUGCAUGUUUGCUUUCUUAGUUCACAGAUUAGACCCUAUUGUAGAUGAAAACGUAAAUAUAAAUGCUGGCAGUGAAGAGAAAUAAAUUCAUUAUCCUUUGUA